Molecule: messenger RNA, 3093 nt
Organism: Odocoileus virginianus texanus
Lineage: Eukaryota; Metazoa; Chordata; Mammalia; Artiodactyla; Cervidae
Gene: IER5
Product: immediate early response 5
Source: RefSeq, a predicted model, not a curated record
UUUUACCUUGACACAAAAUAAAAUUAUGACAUCAUCAUGGGAAUAGAGGACUUCUCUAUUUGUACUUUUAUAACAUGUUAGGUUUUUUCCCCCAAGGGUGGAUUGGUCAGUCCUCGUGUUGAAGAAAAAUCGUUGUGAAGAACGUGAACCACCUUACACUGUAACUGAUCUUACAACUGUAUUCGUUCUAGAAACUAGAGAACAAAGUGAUGAAUACUAACUUAAAUAGAGAACCAAAAACUUCGUAGGUAGACACAAAACCUUCCUGAGGAGACAAAAACUUUGGAACUUUUAGAACCCCCGUUUUCUUUCUUCGGUGUUAAAAUUGACAGGUACUGGAGUAUAUGUGACUUUAGGAGGCAAAGGACUUAUGCAAAAUUAAUAUCUGCUAAAUAUCUUGUAGCAAAAUUAUGUUAUCUAGGCGAAUCCUGUGCCGCGUUUUGCCUUCGUCUCCAUUUCUGUUAUGUUGCGCGGAGCUUACAGGUGUCUGUCGCCUUGGAAACGGUGGUGCGGGGUGGGAAUGGGAGGAGAGCUGAUCCCAGGAAGGAUCGAGGCUUUAUUGCCGAACAAAGUCCACCACCAUACUCGGAUGAAAGUUCGAAUGGUUUAGUUCGCUCUGGUUCCGGGAAGCAGCGCACAGGCCAGCACCUUUAAGGACAAACAACACCGUGGCUGUCCCGUUCUACGCAUCACCGGCGCUCGCAGCACUGUCUCGGGGUAACCGCCUGCGGGCGGUCGCGCGCGUCUCCCCCUUUAAGAAGCUUCUCCGCGGGACUAACGUUCGAAUAGCCCUGGCGCCCCUCCUCGGUCUCUGAUUGGCCGCUCGAGGCGCACGAGGGCGCGCCGAUGGUCCCGGAACGGUUGGCGGCCUCUCGCGAUUGGCUGUCGAGAGGCCUUUAUAAGGCGCCGGGCGGCCAGCUUUCCUUCAGUUAGCGACCGGACGCGAAACUGCUUGUGUGACUGUAGUGGGGAGGGCGUGGAGGCUAGUGAGCGCGUCGUCAGAGCCGUUUCUCUUCGGGAGUCUUCACAGACCGAGGGUCCACCCUCCGUGGCGGACUUGUUGACACUUCUUGUUCCCGUCUCAGCUUCGGAACGUGGGCCGGGGCUCACCCCCUCACCUCCGCGCCAGCCCUGGGAAGGAGGAGGCAGGAUGGAGUUCAAACUGGAGGCUCACCGCAUCGUCAGCAUCUCCCUGGGCAAGAUCUACAACUCGCGGGUCCAGCGCGGCGGCAUCAAACUGCACAAGAACCUCCUGGUCUCGCUGGUGCUCCGCAGCGCCCGCCAGGUCUACCUGAGUGACCCGUGCCCCGGCCUCUACCUGGCCGGUCACCCGGGGGCCCCGGCGGCGCCGCAGCAGCCUGAGGAGUCGGCGGCCGGGCCACCCGCGGGCUGGGGGGAGCCUCCUCCGCCGGCUGGCCGUGCCGCCUGGCCGGAGCCCGAGCCUCAGCCGGAGCGCCCUGCCGUCCCAGAAGUGCCAAGGGCGGGUGACGCGGAGCCCGCGGCCACGGUGACGGCCGCCGGGGACACUCUUCGGGGCAGAGAGGCGGAGGCGCCGGAAGCUGCCUGGCGCCGCGUGGAGGGACCGCAAGAGACGGCGGUCGGAGCCGGGGGUCCCGCCGGAGUCUCUGGGGUCUGCCCCGAGGGGCCCGAGGCUGCGCUCGGCCCCUGCGGCUGCCCCGCGGGGGACGAGGACAAGCUGAGCGCGGCCCCUCGCGUGGACCGCUGCCUCGCGUCGCGCCCCGCCGCGGCUGAGCCCCCCGCGUCGCCCCCUGUCUGCGCCAGAAAGCGCGGCGCGGCAGGGGUGGGCGGCGGCCCCGCGGACUGCCCGGCGCCCGGCUCGACCCCGCUCAAGAAACCCCGCCGGAACUCAGAGGAACAGCCGGGCGGGGCGGCGGCGGCCGCGGAGGAGGAGGAGGAGAUGGAGACCGGUAACGUGGCUAACCUCAUUAGCAUCUUCGGUUCCAGUUUCUCGGGACUCUUACGGAAAAGCCCCGGGGGCGGCCGGGAGGAAGCGGAGGGAGAGGAGAGCGGUCCGGAAGCCGCCGAGCCCGGGCAGAUCUGCUGCGAUAAGCCGGUGCUGAGAGACAUUAACCCUUGGAGCACUGCCAUCGUGGCCUUCUGAGCCCCCGGGGUCCCGGUGCGGAGAGGAAGUUGAGCAGAGGGCGUCCCGACGUGAGGGCUGGGCCUCUCCCGGCGUUGAGGACGCCCCCGAGGCCAUCGGCGCCGAGCGCGAGGGGGUGCCGCCAGGCGGCACAGACUGCCCUUGGGCUUGGUGGCCGCCUGGGCCGAGCCUCUCGGGUCUCCUCUGGAGACUUGGGAAGGGGAGACUUAUUGGAAGAGGACGGCGAUCGUGGACUUUUGUGUUUGUGUCUGUGUAUGUCAGUUUGUGUCGUUGAAUUAAGGCUAUUUUGUCCCUCUGGAGAGCGUCACCCCUUCCCCGCGGUUUAGGAGAUUGGGGCAGACAGGGACUUUCCUCUGCCGGCAGCGCCGAGGAGGAAGCGGCGAAAAAGGCCGGGGCCGGGGAGUUCCCCGUUCGCUCUCGGGGGAGGAAGGGACUUUACACACACCUCUUACAUGAAAGCUAGAACCGCACCAGGGCCAGGAGCGGCGUUUCCUCCCAGGAUUUCCUCGGACUAGAGGGAUUUAGGCUGGAGUAGAGACUUGUAUUAUUUCUCUCCUUCCCCACCUUUCUCUGUCACUGAAGAAACGUCUAUACCCUGUGAUUACUCGGGGAGAGGGAGUGUUAGCGGCUCUUGUCUUCCUCACGGGGGAGGAAAAGAAAACUUGAUGAACUUCACAGAAGAGUUCAAGCUUGGAAAUAUGGAGUUUAUAGAGAAAGAUUUAUUUUUUAAAAGCUCUAGAUCAGAACUACUACACAGUGCUUUUAAAAAGUGUUUAAGGAAACAAAGUUUACAGACAGAAGCCCUCAGUGGAAAGGCCCUAUGGUUUUGUAGCUAGUGACUCCAGUCUUUGUUGUAUAAAGGUUGGGGGAACUGACAAGGUUUUUGUACAGUAUUUUCUCCUUCGUUGUAUUGAUUUUUGUAUAAAAAUGUAACUUUACGUGUCUAACACGUAUUAAAUAUUUUGAAGCAA